AAGCCACGUCACGAAGCGUGGUUAGUGCUAAGAUGCGCCCGUCCUCGUCUUUUCUUCAGUCGCAUUUAAGCAAAGACCAGCUGAUAAUCGAUCAUUUUCUCUCCUCCAUCUUCAAUGCUUUUAAGUUAACUGAUUGAUUAAACAGAGCAAUCAGGGUGGACUGGUGGAGGUUAAAAUGAGGCAGUUCUAUUCCUGGUUGUUCAAUGUAAUAUUAAUAUCGUUUGUGUUGUUGAAGAAUGUGAAAUAUGGGAGUGCAGGGAUUACAAGUACUUUUAUUCGAUCAGAGUGGCCGUCCAUUGAUAUCCCUCUUGAUAAUGAAGCAUUUGCUGUUCCUGAGGGUCAUAAUGCACCGCAACAAGUGCAUAUAAUCCAAGGUGAUUAUAGUGGGAAGGCUGUGAUUAUUUCAUGGGUAACUGUUGAUGAACCAGGGUCCAGCAAAGUGCAGUAUGGCACAUCAGAGAACGAAUAUGAUUUUUCUGUAGAGGGGACAAUGACAAACUACACCUUUUAUAAAUACAAGUCUGGCUAUAUCCAUCAAUGUUUGAUAGAUGGUCUUGAGUAUGAUACCAAGUACUAUUACAAAAUUGGGAGUGGUGACGCUUCUCGAGAAUUUUGGUUUCAAACACCUCCAAAGAUUGAUCCAGAUGCUUCUUACAAAUUUGGAAUCAUUGGUGACUUGGGGCAGACUUGUAAUUCUCUAUCGACUCUUAAGCAUUACAUGCAGAGUGGAGGACAAACUGUGUUAUUUGUUGGCGAUCUUUCUUAUGCUGAUAGAUAUCAGUAUAAUGAUGUUGGCAUACGUUGGGAUUCUUGGGGUCGGUUUGUUGAGCAAAGUGCAGCAUAUCAGCCUUGGAUUUGGUCUGCUGGAAACCAUGAAAUAGAGUACAUGCCUGAAAUGGGGGAAACAAUUCCAUUCAAAUCCUUUCUUCAUCGGUACCCUACUCCUUACUUGGCCUCCAAAAGUAGUAAUCCUCUUUGGUAUGCAAUCAGACGUGCAUCUGCCCAUAUAAUUGUGCUAUCCAGCUACUCUUCAUUUGUAAAGUACACUCCACAAUGGAUGUGGCUCAAAGAUGAACUUAAAAAGGUUGACAGGGAGAAGACACCUUGGCUAAUUGUUCUCAUGCAUGUCCCAAUCUACAACAGUAAUGAAGCACACUUCAUGGAAGGUGAAAGUAUGCGAGCAGUCUUUGAGAGUUGGUUUAUAAAAUAUAGAGUUGAUGUAAUCUUUGCUGGCCAUGUUCAUGCUUAUGAAAGAUCGUACCGAAUUUCAAAUGUACGCUACAACAUAACCAGUGGUGAGCGUUAUCCUGUAGCAGACAAAUCUGCCCCUGUUUACAUCACUGUUGGGGAUGGAGGAAAUCAAGAAGGUCUAGCUGGAAGGUUUAGAGACCCACAACCGGAUUAUUCCGCAUUCCGUGAAGCCAGCUAUGGGCAUUCUACACUGGAGAUUAAAAACAGGACACAUGCAUUCUAUAACUGGAACCGCAAUGAUGAUGGGAAAAAAGUGGCAACUGACGCGUUCGUAUUGCACAAUCAGUACUGGGCAAGUAAUCUUAGAAGGAGAAAACUGAGGAAGCAUUAUAGAAGGAGUGUUGGCAGCCGAAUGGCUACUUACUGAUUAGACUUCGAGCACCUCAGGUAUGGCAAGUUGAUAUCACUCAUCAAGGGGAAUGAAGCUAAAAAGAAAGAUUGAGCAGCCAUCACGCGUCUGAAAUCCCACAAACUGUUUCUGCCUUUUCUGUGUAAAUAGUAUGCGUUUUUUGUCCAUAAAAUCAGUCAAAUGUACGAACUGUAUUUGACCUAUAUGGAGAAAUGAGUACAUUCAAUUUAUUAUUAUAAGAAACAUGUAUUGUUGCUGCUUCUUUUUCAGCAAGUUUCAAAGAAAAUAAUUUUGUAUAAUCCAGCUAUUCUACUGGAAGAGCCAUCUGUAUUUCACAUUUUCACUCCUUUACCCUUUUUGCAUGGGAGGGGCAAGAGCCAAAUUCAUAUUUGUUGCUGGAAAAGAUU
This is a messenger RNA of Pistacia vera, 2007 nucleotides long. Its product is annotated as bifunctional purple acid phosphatase 26-like. Lineage: Eukaryota; Viridiplantae; Streptophyta; Magnoliopsida; Sapindales; Anacardiaceae. The record is from RefSeq and is a predicted model, not a curated record. The transcript is spliced from 10 exons. Gene Ontology annotation, molecular function: acid phosphatase activity; metal ion binding. Bases 176 to 1618 code for a protein of 480 amino acids.